Molecule: messenger RNA, 1813 nt
Organism: Lotus japonicus
Lineage: Eukaryota; Viridiplantae; Streptophyta; Magnoliopsida; Fabales; Fabaceae
Exons: 1
Coding region: 195-1343 (382 amino acids)
Biological process (GO): defense response
Source: RefSeq, a predicted model, not a curated record
AGGCCAUGACCCAAAAAUAAAACAUACCAUCCUUCAACCUUCCAAUAUAAUGAACCAAAAUUAAGGACUAAUUGGUUAUUUGCAUUCUUUUUGCAUAGUGAGAAAGAAAGAGAGAGCUUUCACGGUGGUGGGCGAGUCACCGGAACUGCCUUACUCCGCCACCGUCAUCACAAUCAACCUCCAUAAAACAAGCAAUGUCAAUACUUGCACCCCCAUUCCAGCUCCUAGAAAUCAACCUCUUAUCGGCGCAAGACCUUGCGCCGGUUUCCAAAUCCAUCAAAGCCUACGCCGUCGCGUGGCUCAACCCGGAGCGGAAACUCACCACCCAAAUCGACCCCGACGGCCAUGACAACCCGACGUGGAACGAGAAAUUCGUCUUCCGCGUCGACGACGACUUCCUCCAAGCCGACGACUCCGCCAUCAUGAUCGAAAUCUACGCCUCCGCGUGGCUCCGUGACGUCCUCGUCGGAACCGUCGCCGUCCGCCUCAGCAAUAUUCUCAACAACCGGAAAUCGAAGGUCCGAUUCGUCGCGCUGCAGGUCCGGCGACCCUCCGGCCGGCCGCAAGGGAUCCUCAACAUCGGCGUUAACCUUGUUGAUGCCACGAAGAGGAGCAUGCCGGCGUACUCCGAGCUCAGCUCCUCCGCCGUUGGGUAUUGGGAUAUCAUGGACCCGAAGAAACAGAAACAAAUCGCGCAGAAUCAUCACGAAAAUCAAACGAUUCACGAUCCCAAUUCGAAUUCGAAACCGGUGAUGACGCUGCAACGAUCGCAGAGCGAGAAGAAUGAAUCGACGAUAACCGAUUACAGUUACAUUCCGAAGCAGAGCAACGGUUAUAACCACCACGGUGGUGAUUCGGAGAUUGGGAUUGGGGUGAGGAAAGGGGUUAUCGUGAACGCGAAUGGAUCCCUCUGUUCCGACGUGGGGCCGUCGCCGUCGGUGGUGGCGGCGGCGAUAGCGAAGGGGAUUUAUCCGCUGCCGGUGAAUGCGCCGAGGAAGCCCGGGAACUUGGUUCUGGAGGGGUGGCCGGAGAAGGGGGAUGAGGAGGUGAAGAUGAAGAAUAACAUUGAACGGUGGCGGGCGGCGGAGGUGCCGGCGGUGUAUGAUCACAUGGGGAAGAAGCAGCAGCUGAAGAAGGGGAAGGGGAAGGGGAAGAAAGGCGCGCACGGCAGAAGGCAUAGCGGUGGUGGGUUGUUUUCUUGCUUUGGAACGGCGUUGGGGUGCGAGUUUUCAAUUACUUGCGGCGGUCCUAACCGGCCGAAGAAGGGUCAUGAUGGUAGUGGUAGCAAGGCUCAUCUUGCUAAUGCUUCUGAUAUCACCUAUGAUGAAUCCUCAUAUCUUUGAAAGCAAAUUGAAAAUGUGUGUUUGGAAAUGGGGAACAUAAAAGUGAUUCUCAAUGAAGCUAACUAGGAAGAAGUGAUUCCAGGAGAUUGUGAAUUCAAACACAAUGUGAGGGGAACAACAUGCAUGAUUUUGUUGGCAUGUGGGGAUGGAUAUGAUUAUGAAUGAGGCAUUGUGAUUGUGAGACAACAAGUGAAAAAGCAAUGUAUGUGUGGUACUUUGGUUGGGGGAACUUGAUAUGAGGUGCUGUAAAUUGCAAAUUUGCAAUGGGGUUUCAUACUCAUAGAUUGGAAUUAGAAUUAAAUAUUGAUGAUAGUAGUAGUGAGGAAUGAAAACACAUGUGCCUCCUUAUGUGUCCUCUGAUUGGUUUAUUAAUCUGUUUUUCUUUCUCAACUUCUUUAUCUGAUGAUGAUGAAGACAGCACUAUGUAAAUUGUAAUUUGAAUAAUGGUUUAAGGAAAACUUUUGUUGCAA